Pterocles gutturalis (yellow-throated sandgrouse) is the source of this 842-nucleotide messenger RNA. It is a transcript of the gene FSHB, whose product is annotated as follicle stimulating hormone, beta polypeptide. The transcript has 2 exons. Gene Ontology annotation, molecular function: hormone activity. Gene Ontology annotation, biological process: G protein-coupled receptor signaling pathway. Gene Ontology annotation, cellular component: cytoplasm; extracellular region. NCBI's taxonomy places the organism in Eukaryota, Metazoa, Chordata, Aves, Pterocliformes, Pteroclidae. Bases 1 to 396 code for a protein of 131 amino acids. The record is from RefSeq and is a predicted model, not a curated record.
AUGAAGACAGUUAAUUGUUGCGUGCUGUUACUUUGCUGGAAAGCAAUUUGUUGCAACAGCUGUCAGCUCACCAAUAUCACUAUAGCAGUGGAAAGAGAAGAAUGUGAAUUCUGCAUUACAGUGAAUGCCACGUGGUGCUCAGGAUACUGCUUCACAAGGGAUCCAGUAUAUAAAUAUCCACCAGUAUCAUCCGUUCAGCAGACAUGUACCUUCAAGGAGGUUGUGUAUGAAACAGUGAAGAUCCCUGGCUGCGGUGACCAUCCUGAAUCUUUUUAUUCAUACCCAGUAGCUACAGAGUGCCAUUGUGAGACCUGCGACACUGACAGCACCGACUGCACUGUGAGGGGACUAGGGCCAUCCUACUGUUCCUUCAGUCAGAAUGGAAGCAACCAAUGAAGGGUAUUUGAGAUGGCAGUUUGGCUUUAAAUGUUAAACCUAAACGAAGGUACUGAUCAGGCUUAUGUGGAAGACAAUAGGCAAGGCUGUUUAGAAACUGUCAGGAUUGAAACAAAUAAUUUUAAGGCGAAAACGGAGAGCUACUGACUAAACUUCUCUUCAGGUCUUCCCUACUUAACCCAUCAGUUUCCUUAAAAUCAUUUUUAUGGGUCUACAGAACUGUUUCCCAUUCCUUCUGCCCUUGCCUCCUCUUCUGCUCUAUUACACCUUCAUUCUUUACAUUCCUGUAUUUCCACUGCCUAGUUCACUUAGCUUACUCUAAGCUAUCCUAUGCUUUCAAAAAGUUCCCAAGUUUCAAGUCUUUAUUGUCCUCUGCUUUCCACCUCUCCUCAGAAUGCACUUAUUUUAAAAAGCCUUGUAGCACUGGUGUUCUUACAACCAACAUC